This is a messenger RNA of Yamadazyma jaroonii, 1461 nucleotides long. The record is from the annotation of a GenBank genome assembly. NCBI's taxonomy places the organism in Eukaryota, Fungi, Ascomycota, Pichiomycetes, Serinales, Debaryomycetaceae.
AUGAGUAGAAAUACUGAAUCCAUAUAUACGGAGGGUAAGAAGGAAUUACCAGCAUGGAUGAAAACAGAUAAAUAUGCCAAAUAUGGUUCAAGAUCUAAUAAUGAAAAAGGCAGUGAUAAAAUAACAGACCAUGAUGGUGAGAUAGCUGAGACCAGUGAUCAAGAUAAUGGUGAUAGAACAUCAGAACCAGUUGUAGAUAAGUAUGCCAAAUAUGGAGUGGCCCAAGAUAAUAGAAUGGAUAGAUUAAGACGACCAGAUAGGAAAAGACCUAGAGAAAAUGACGAUAGAUAUGGAGAAAGAACACAAAGCUCAUGGGGAGUGAGAGAACGUGAAAAGAAAGAUAUAGAAGAAACAGAAGAAGUUGAAUCAGAACAACAAGAAGAAACCAUUGAAGUGUCUGCUUAUUCCAACAUCAAUGCCACCAAUCCCCUGAAUACAUAUUAUCAAACAUUUCAAAGUAAUAUAAAGAGAGAUGGAAAGGAUUUAAACAGUAUUAUUCGUACACAUUACAAUCAAAGAACUUAUCAAUCCAAACAUCAAGGUCAUAGAGCCAACUCACCUAUCAUCAAAUUAAGAAAUUUCAAUAAUAUUAUCAAAUAUAUUUUGAUAGGUGAAUACAGUAAAAAAGUUGAUAAUGCCCCAUUCAGAUUAUUAGAUUUAUGUUGUGGUAAAGGGGGAGAUUUAAACAAGAUGGAAUUCAUCAAAUUAGAUGAAUAUGUGGGGAUUGAUAUCAGUGAUGGUUCUAUUAGAGAAGCUUUCUCAAGAUACAAUAAAAAUAAGAAAAGAUUUAUAACUAAUCAUAGGGAUAGUAAUAAAUUCAAUUUCGAAGCUUUCUUCGCUACUGGAGACUUAUUCACUCAGCUCGUUCCUGAAAUAUUAGAACCAAGUUUCCCUGGUAUAAUGGAAAAUGUUUUCCCUAUUGAUGUUGCUAGCUGUCAAUUCUCCUUACAUUAUGCAUUUGCUAAUGAAUCCAAAUUGAGAUGCUUAAUAAAUAAUGUUUCCAAAUCAUUGAAAUCAGGAGGUAGAUUUCUUGGUACUUGUCCAUCAUCAGAUUUUAUAAAAACAAAAAUAAAAUCCAUCAAUCCUGACUCUGAUGAAUAUUCUUUUGGUAAUGAAUUAUAUCAAGUAAAAUUCCAUAAAAAACCUCCUAUGGAUGGAGAUUUUACUGAUCAACCAUUUGGUAAUUGUUAUGAUUAUAGUUUGAAAGAUGCUAUUGAUAAUGUGCCGGAAUAUGUAGUACCUUUUGAAACAUUAAGAAAAAUUUGUGAAGAACAUCAAAUGGUAUUAAAAGUUAAAAAGAAUUUCAUUGAAUUUUUCAAUCAAGAAAUACCUAAAUAUUUCAAGAAAUUAAACAAUCAUUUAAUUCAAAGUAUAAGAAGAACAGAUGGGAAAUACGGUGUAGAAGGAAAUGAAAAAGAAGCAGUAGAAUUUUACUUGGUGUUCGUAUUUGAAAAAUUAUGA